AUGUAGAUACCAGUCAUUAUCUAAUAAGCAUCAGCAAGAAAUUUCUCUUAGGAUCCUAAAUAAAGUGCAAGCACAAAUUAAAAGUAAUAGCAAUAACAGCAUACUUCUAAUGCCUUGCAAAGCAGCCGAUAUAUAUUUUACAAAGACCCAAGACUCAGAGCUGUAGCAAUGAAUUUAUUUAUACUUGCAUUCAUAAUUUUCUUUUCUGGUAAAGCCACUCGCUGGCUGAUAGAAAGGUAUGUGAUUGAUAAUGUUAGUGAUAUCCCUAAGGCCAAAUAAUUGGGUAAAGAGGAUGAAUAAUAGUCAAGAAAGCUAGCACUAUUGGGAAUGCAAGCUAGCUCAGAGUUCUAUAAGGCUCCCAAGAUCAAACCUAGUGAUUUACAGCUUUAAUCCUUCUUUGGUAAGAAUAGAAACUUCUUUAUUUAGCUAAUAAAUGAUGUGGACACAGAAAUAUCUAAUACUUAGAGUGAUUUCGAUCCUCAAUAUUAUAUGCUAAAGAGGUUAGCUAGAAAAAAGACUCAGCCUGUCUAUGGCUAUAGACUCUAUCUCUCAGAUUAUAUAAAGGACGAUAAAGAUAUGGCCAUAUUGAAUAAGGUCUUGAAUGUAUCAGGAAAAGAAGAAUUUGAAGAGGUGGCGCAUGUAUUAGUUAAUGAGGAUAGAAUGAAGAUGCCAGUAUAUAAAAGAGACGCCACAAGUUAAGCAAUAGGAUUUAAAUUUAUAAUGAAUCCUACUGCAAUAGAUAAUAUUGAUGAUUUAUUUGAAGCAUUGGAAGCUAAUAAAGGAUCUAAUGUCAAGUAUGUGAUCAUGCUAAAUACUAAGCAAUGGUCUACCCCAAGAGACAUGACGGUUCAAUAGAAGCUCUAUAGAAAGUUCUUCUAUGAGAACAGCAGUUUCCUUGAAAAUGAGGUUAAAUUUAUUGAAAUCACUAGUAAUCGUGUUGCCCAUAGAUUCGGUAUAUAAUCUCCUAAUGAAAUCUACAUAUUCUAAAAUAAAAACCCUUACUCAAAAAUUACUGAGGCGGAAUAAGUUAAAUUUAUGGGAUUAGAAUUGGAAAAGGUAAAGUGCCAACAUCUAGACAUCUCUGAAUUUGAGAGGAAAUAUUAAAAGUAUUUGUCUGAGAUGGAUAAAAGAGAAUUCGAGUCAUUUUUAAUGUCGGAAGAAAAUAUUGAUGACACAUUCGGUAGAUUAACUUAAUUUAUAGAAGAUGUCCUAAUUAACAGAGCAUAAAACAACGUAAUACUUGUCAAUACAAGUUAAAUGCUUAAAUUCUACAAAAAUCACUUUCAAAAUAGACGAUAGGAUGUAAUUUUAGUGAAUGAUGUCUAGUCAAAACUACUUGAAAUAGCUGAUAACAUUCAUCAAUCUGGAAAUUAAAUAAGUAUACCUAUCUUACUGACUGAUGUAAAGGAUGCUCAUACUUAUUUUGGCAUGCUGGCAUCUGAAGAUAAAUGUAAGAGGCUUAUUAGAUACAACUACUUAUACCAUGACUAAGAAAAAACAGUUCUUCGUUUAGAGGAUAUUUCUAAUGAUGAAAAGUUAAGAGCUAAGUGUGAAAAAGAUUACAUGCAUUUAUACACACUUAAAUAUGAUUUAGGGGAUGAUUUAAGUUAUGAUAGUAUUAAGAAAUGCAUGUCUCAGUAAUAAACACCACAUUUGGAAUCUGAUUAAAGUAAAUAAACAGAAUUAGAUAUAGUGCCAAAGCUUAACAGAGAAAACUAUAAAUAAUAACUGAACUAAAAAGAAGUCAGUAUCAUCGAGGUAUAUGCAAAUAAUUGUCCUGGAUGCAAAAAGGUUGACUCAAUUAUGUCAAAUCUCAAAUCUAAAUUAGAAUCAGAAUCCAAAUCUUCCCAAUAAUUAGUUAAAAUGAAUGCUUUGAAUGAAGUUGGCUUUUUGAAGGACAUUGAAAAGACUCCGUCAUUUUUAGUUUAUAGCAAAAAGAAGAAUAGCUUUGUUCAGGUAGAUACUAGUGUAAAGGCAAAUGAUAACAUAGACUACGAAAAUAGUGAAGAGUUGACUAAACAUUUAGUAGCAAGAAUAUAGCAAGCUAUUAAAUAGUUAUGA
Molecule: messenger RNA, 2061 nt
Organism: Stylonychia lemnae
Lineage: Eukaryota; Ciliophora; Spirotrichea; Sporadotrichida; Oxytrichidae
Source: the annotation of a GenBank genome assembly